AGGUUUAAGUAGUUGUUCAAUAAAUACACCAUGGUAUUAACGGGCAAAGUAGCUCCCGAGGAAGAGGAAGCCAAAGUUAUCAUCCUUGAUGAGAAAGCAAGAUUUGAGAACCAAGUGAUUAAAACUGGUCAGGAAUUAAGCCAAAUGGUUGAGAGGCUAAAUGGUGUCCCAGUAACCAGUUCUUCUGUUACCAUCGAUAAACACGAUUCCAUAAAUACAAGGGUCGAAGAGAUUAUAAAUAAGAUCCAAGUCUGUGAGGUAAUAUUGUUGACAGCUCAGUCUAAGAAUAUCAACAAGCUAAUCACUAUUGUUGAGAUUGCAAAAUCAAAAGGGAAGUCUAUAAGACAGUACAACAAACUAUAUCAACUUGAUUCUGUGAAUAACCCCAAUUAUAAACCAUCGCAUAAGAUAUCUACCCAGAAACAAACAGACUUGGAACCUAAGGUAUACUUGUUGCCUAUACUCUUUAUAUAUUUGGUUCCUAAGGAUAUUAAAGUUGAAUUAGACUGGACAAGCCAGUAACAUCGGACAUAUAAAGUCAGAAUAUUGUUUCAAGAUGUGUCAUAUAGUAGAGCAUUAAUGAUUACGAAUACAACAGUCGACAGAAUAGCGUCUUCACGCUGGCUCACAUUACUGUAAAACGUUAUAUUUUCCCUAUCCGUUGUCUGAAAAGAUAUCAUAUCUUGCAAACGGAUUACAUGAAACCUACUUUCUGUACCCACUUUAUUCCCUGCCGUGCAUUUCACUAUUCUCCUAUAAAUCUCUUUUAUUUAUGGCCCUCUUCUUCGCAGUCUCGAAUCUGUCGGGUAGCAUCUCUUCUC
Molecule: messenger RNA, 821 nt
Organism: Yamadazyma tenuis ATCC 10573
Lineage: Eukaryota; Fungi; Ascomycota; Pichiomycetes; Serinales; Debaryomycetaceae
Molecular function (GO): nucleic acid binding
Source: RefSeq, a predicted model, not a curated record